UCGAACAAAAAAUUGUUAAAUGUUUCAUUUGUCCCGAAAAUAAGUGAUCUGUGAUAGUCCGUAGCUAGGGUCCAGGAUAUUAGCUAUGUCGAACCUCUGCAGAUCGUUUAAGAAGCCCUGCCCGUGCGCUCGGUCUCGAUUCGGUUGGCAGAUGUCCAACAGAGCAACGAUGCCUGAGACUUGGCGUCCUGCGGAGAAUUCAAAUCCCUGUUCAAACCACUUUCGAGGAAUGCCUAUCAAAAAUCGCAGGCGUUGUGGAGGGCAAGUUUAUGAAUUCCCGAAUAAUUGUCAGGAUUUUCCUCGAGAAUAUGAAAGGCAGGAUUUAGUUCAGGAAUAUACGGGGCAACCUUGUCAAGAGUACCAGGAAUAUGGAAACUACGGCAGCCAGCAAGCACCUUGUAACGCUUGGGAACCGUGCAGAUACCUUGAUACACAGCCUCCUCCACCACCUCAGAGGUUCUAUUGUCAGCAGCCACCACAACCACCUCAGAGGUGCUGUGGACAGUCGCCUCCUCCGCCACCUCACAGGUGCUGUGAGCCACCAUCACAGAGGUGCUGUGGACAGUCGCCACCUCCAGAACCUAACAGGUGCUAUGAACCACCACCACAAAGGUGCUGUGGACAGUCGCCACCUCCAGACCCUCACAGGUGCUGCGAACCACCACCACAGAGGUGCUGUGGACAGUCGCCACCUCCAGAACCUCACAGGAGCUAUGAACCACCACCACAAAGGUGCUAUGGUCAGCCUCUACCACCAUCACCACCUCCGACGUACUGUGGACAGCCGCCACAUCCGCCCCCUCCGACGUACUAUUGUCAGCCUCCACCCUCACCACCUCCGACGUACUGUGGACAAACGCCCCCUCAGACGUACUGUGGACAGCCGCCACCUCCGCCACCACCGCCACCUUCGACGUACUAUUGUCAGCCUCCACCAUCACCACCUCAGACGUACUGUGGACAACCUCCGCCACCUGAGAGGUGCUAUGAACCGCCUCAGAGGUGUUGUUGCCAGGACAAUCCUCCUCCUUGCCAGGACAGGAAUCCCUGUGAAUGUAGAGACACAAGACGACGGAAAAGGAGGUGCUGCAGGCGGAAGAAAGGCUGCUCGAGUGAGAGCCUGUGCGUGGUGACCCACGAAGUAAGCGUCCAAACCGAGGGAGAUCCCUGCAAGCCUGCCGACCUCAUUGAGAUUGUCGAUGUGACUACACAGGAAAAGGAGGUGAGACACCGUACUGGCGAAGUGGAGUUAACAGUCGAUGAGGUCCAGACGGUCACAGUUGUCCCGGGAGAUGGCAGUAAGGCCACCAGGAAUCAAGUACAGAGUCACAUCUCGUCCAGAGACUCGUCCAAAGCUGAUAAUUCCCAACGCGUUCAGAGACAAUUCGAACAAGAAGUCGAUCCCACCUCGGUCGAAGUUCCUACAAAGGCCAUGAGGUAUUCGGAGCUAGAGCCGAUGAUGGAAAACAUAAAGGAUAUACCCAGCGUAGCCUCAUCGGGCUCUGCCUCGCCAUCGGAAGUCAAGGAACACCGCGUCUACCGCACCAACACGAAAUUCGAGCACGACUUUGGAAUCAACAGCGGGAAGAAGGAGACCAAGACUUUCCUCGAUGAUACCCACGAUGUAAAGGACUCCAAGCAAAAAUCUUCCGCCGGCUCAAGAACGCCACUUAAUCGGCCAGCCCCCAAACGUUCAACCAAGAUCGGCCCGCCCUCCUCUAAGGAGGGGUUGACAACAAGGCAAAGAAAAACCAAUACGAUCGACACCGGGAUCAGAAGACCCAUUUCCAAGUAUACCCCAAAUUACGACUCUGAAAAGCAAGCGACCGAAACGAAAGCCUCUAAGAACAUAAUGCAGCGUAUGAGCGAGACAACGGUAAACAAAACAAAGGACUCCAAUGCGAUCAAAGAAAAUAAAGACUCUGAAAAUAUAAGGCACAGCUCGGAAGAGCGGACGUUAAACCAAACGAAGACCUCCAAUAUGAUUAAGGACGCAAAAGCCUCUAAAAAUAGAAUGCAGAGCUUGGAAGAGCCAAGGCUUAAAAUAACAAAGGACUAUAAUAUGAAUAUUGAAACUAAAGCCUCUAAAAAUAUUAUGGAGCGAUCGAAAGAACCAACGUUAAACAAACGGAGCUCCUCCAAUAUGAGUAGGGAAACUAAAGCCUCUGAAAAUAUAAGGCAGAGCUCGGAAGAGAGAGUGUUUAACAAACCGAAGGCCUCUAAUAUGAUAAGGGAUAUUAAAGACUCUAAAAAUUUAAGGCAGAGCUCGGAAGAGCGAGCGUUUAACAAAACGAAGGCCUCCAAUACGAUAAGGGAUAUUAAAGACUCUAAAAAUAUAAGACAGAGCUCAGAAGAGUCUACAUUCAACAGAAAGAAGGCUUCCAAUAUGAUAAGGGAUAUUAAAGACUCUAAAAAUUUAAGGCAGAGCUCGGAAGAGAGAGUGUUUAACAAAACGAAGGCCUCCAAUAUGAUAAGGGAUAUUAAAGACUCUAAAAAUUUAAGGCAGAGCUCGGAAGAGAGAGUGUUUAACAAAACGAAGGCCUCCAAUAUGAUAAGGGAUAUUAAAGACUCUAAAAAUAUAAGGCAGAGCUCAGAAGAGUCUACAUUCAACAGAAAGAAGGCUUCCAAUAUGAUUAAGGAUGCAAAAGACUCUAAAAAUAUAAGGCAUGGCUCAAAAGAGUCUACAUUCAACAGAAAGAAGGCUUCCAAUAUGAUUAAGGACGCAAAAUACUCUAAGAAUAGAAUGCAGCGUUGGGAAGAGCCAAUGCUUAACAAAAAGAAGGUCUCCAAUAUGAUCAGGGAAACUAAUAACUCUAAAGACAGAAUGCAGCAUUGGGAAGAGCCAAAGCUUAAAAUAAGCAAUGCCUCCAAUAUGAUCAAGGAAACUAAAGACUCUAAAAAUAGAAUUCAGAACACGGAAGAGUCAAACUUAAACAAAUCAAAGGCUUCCAAUAUAAUUAGGGAAACAAAAGCCUUUAAAAAUACAUUGCAUCGUUCGGAAGAGCCAAUGUCUAACAAAACUAAGGUCUCCAAUAUUAUCAAGGAAACAAAAGACUCUAAAAAUAGAAUGCAGAACUCGGAGGAAUCAAUAUCCAAUAUGAUUAAGGAAACUAGAGACUCUAAAAAUAGAAUGCAGCGUUGGGAAGAGCCAAAGCUUAAAAUAAGCAAGGACUCCAAUAUGAUCAAGGAAUCCAAAGACUCUCAAUAUAUAUGGCGUAACUCGGAAGAGUCAAACUUAAACAAAUCAAAGGCCUCCAAUAUAAUUAGGGAAGUCUCUAACAAAAGAAUAGUGGACUCAAAAGAGCUAGAGGUGGACAAAAAAGAGGCCUCCAAUAUGAUAGAGGACUAUGAUGGAAAAUUGGUACGCAAGCCAAGGGCCUCCAUCUUCUCAGACAAGAGCACCAUUCACGUGAAAGUAACCAAUAGAAGAGAGAAACAUACGCGGAAGGCCGGUAGGAAAUCUCUCCACCAAGAGGCGCUUUUCGAAACCAAGAUUUCAGAAUUGCGCUUGUUGGAGGAGGCUGAACCCAAACCAAAGCGAAGGAAGCGUAAAAAAAUGCCAAAAAAGGAGGCAAAAUGGUGUUUUCCCACAAACGAAAUGGUCUGCAGGUUCCAUAGGCCACUGCGGAGGCAGAUAUGUCAACCACGGACUUGCCGAGCGGCUUGUGAAGCGGGAUGCAGAAGAUGUUGCCUGCCCUGCAUCUUUCCCUGCUCCCGUUCUCUGUACCCACCGUGCGUGCCGCCGCUGUGUGCGGAGUGCGAUCCCAUCUGCGGGUUUUCCAGAUGUCCCACCGCUUGCUAUUGUCAUAGGUAAUAGGGUUCAAACAGAAAUAGUAACAGUAAUUGUAAUAGUAAUAAAUUUUGUUAAAAGAGAA
Drosophila kikkawai is the source of this 3875-nucleotide messenger RNA. RefSeq lists its product as uncharacterized. The record is from RefSeq and is a predicted model, not a curated record. NCBI's taxonomy places the organism in Eukaryota, Metazoa, Arthropoda, Insecta, Diptera, Drosophilidae.